Molecule: messenger RNA, 4360 nt
Organism: Vitrella brassicaformis
Lineage: Eukaryota; Vitrellaceae
Source: the annotation of a GenBank genome assembly
CUUUCAUAUCCGCAUUCGUUACCUAGCCGGGAAACUGGUAGACCGCAUUCAGCUCACUCAAUGUCAAUCAAUCAUGCAAUGCAAUGUGCUGUAGCGUCUGUGCUCACGAGACACACAGCAGGCGUGUCAGUGAAAACAAACGUGCCAGCCCCCAGACAGACACGUCAGCUAGCUACACAGAUGGACCAUCCAUCCAUCGACCCAUCCAUCACUUCUUCUUGUUGUUGUUGCCCGCCGUGGUCCCCCUACAGGAGAGAAUCGGCCUCCCUCUCCCCCGCCCCCCAACGCCCCCCUGCUGCUGCUGCUGGUUGUGCGGCCUCUGAGGCUCUGCUUUGGGUUUGUCAAUGUCCGGGUGAAUGCGCCACUGCCGCUCGGCGCCUCGUGUGGUGGUGGUGUUGCUGUGGCUGAGGGCGGCUGCUGCUGCUGUUGCUGCUGCCGGUGGUUGCUGUGGUGGUGGUGCGGUGGAGAUGGUCUUUCUGCGGCAGAGCAUCUCGAGGAAGCGGAGGGCCGUCCAGCAGCCCUGCACACACAAAAAGGCAGACGCUCGAAUGAUUGAUGGAUUGAGUGCGCCUGGUAUUCGGAGGCCCACGUGUAUGUCUGUUGGGAAGUAGGUGGGGCCGUGCGGCGCCAUGGACGACAGCGAAUGGUGGAGGGCACUGGUUGACAGCACUGCACACACGAAGGGCACACACACACAUCCAUCCAUCCAUGUGUGUGGUGUGUGGAUGGCGUGCCUUUGUCAAAGUCGGUGGAGCCGUCAGGUCGCUUGAAGAGCGCCACGACGGUCUCGGUGGCUGCCGUGAUGACGGGCCGGUUGUUCAUGACGUCGGCCCACCUGACGACCACCUACACACACACACACAGAGAGAGAGAGAGAGAGAGAGAGAGAAAGGGAUGGAUGGAUGGUAUCCUGACAGGUCUGCCCUACCUGUCCACUGUUGUUCUGUGGCGUGUUGCUGCACGCCUGCAGUGCCAUCCGAAUGACCUCCACUUGCAUCUCGCUCUCGAUCCGCACACCCAGCACCACAGUGGUCGUCGAUGAAUGGCCAGAAUGGCCGGACACAUGCGCACGAACGACACGCAGCCGGGCUGCUGAGUUGUCGUCAGCGCUGCUGCUGGUGGUGGUGGUGCUGGUCUGGUCGGCUUGUUGUGCGCGUGCGGCGGCUUCGAUCAUCGACCAGAGUGAGAGGACGUUGCCGGAGAGGAGGUGGACGUACUCGAAUCGCCGGCUGCCGCUGCUGCACCGUUGACCCACCUGCACACACACACACACAGAGAGAGAGAGAGAGAGGGAGAGAGAGAGAUGCACACGCCUGUAUUGGUUUGUUCUGGGUGGGUAUACCCGUGUUUGUGUGUCGUCUGCACUGCUGUCGUACUGCUCUGUCCAUCCCCUCUCCGCCUCAGCCAUGUCAGCCACACGCACAUAGCCACUGCACCACACACACACACACACUGAGGGAGAGAAUAAGCGCCUGAGUGCUGUCGACCGACCUGCUGCUGAGUGCGACACGGUUGAUGGGCGUCGCGCCGUCUGUCUGCGUCUUGGCCAUCGGCCGGUCGGGGAACAGCAGCUGGUACCACAGCUCGCCGCGCGAAGUCAGCGCCUGCACACACGCAAUAACCGAUCUGCCCAUCCAGUCAGCUGUCUGUCAUUUGUCUGUGUGUGUGUGUGUGUGGCCAUGGUGACCGUCUUGCGUUCGAUUGCAAGUGCGUAGGUCUGCUGCUGUUGCUGCUGGUUGUUGGUCGUCCUGUAGAAACCCUCGACGGCCGAUGCUGCUGCUGCUGCUGAUGCUGAUCCGCUCUGCGCACACACACAGGGAGAGAGUGACACAACAGACGGGCACCCACAAAGAGAAAUCAGCACACGAGUGUGGGUGUGGGUGUGGGUGUGGGUGUGUGUACGUGUGUCCGAGCGUCGUGUAUCUGAAUGGCCUCUUGCCACGGGACGCCGUGGUCCACACGCAGACAGAAGUACUGCGUGGCCAUCCCUGUGUGUGUGCACACCACACACACACAAACAAAAUUGUGUGUGUGUGUGUGUGUGUGUUGACCGUCCCACACCCACCAGUCGUGGGGUCGGUGUAGAUGACCUCGGUGUGAGCGACUGAGGUGCGGUCUCGACGGCCGAUGCUCUUCACACCUUGGUCGUGCUCGCCAUUGACACGCGACAGCUGCAGACACUCAGACACCCACGCGCACACACACUGAUGCGUUUAAGUGUGUCUGUCUGUGUGUGUGUGCACCUCAACACGGGCGUCGUGUAUCAUGGUGAAGAGGUCGAAAAUGUGCUGCUGCAGAGAGGGCCGCAGCAUCAUCAGCCUACACACACGCAGCCACACACAUGGGGGCGUGUUGUGUGUGUGGGGUGACUGACUUGUUGAGGAAGGCGUCCAUGAGUUUGUCGUCUUUCUUCUCGUUGAAGAUGCGCUCGAUCAUACCAACACCCUACACACACACACACACACAGAGAGAGAGAGAGAGAGUAUCGCCCAUAACACGCCUUUUCCAUGGGUGGGUGUCACACGUACGUCCAGCGCGCUUCUCGCCUCCUCGAUGAACGUCUCCUUCGCCUCUCUGUUGCCCCCGCCCGCCAAAAAAGGCACGCCAACAUUCUCGCCAUUGAGAUACCUUCACACACACACACACACACAUCGACAUACACACAUCCAUCCAGCCACCACAUCAGUCAGUGCACCCACCCACACACCGAUUGAUGUCGACCACGGCCUGGUAGCCAUGUGUCGAGUAGACGUCGUAGCUCAGGAGGUCCUCACUCUUUGCACCGACACCGCCAGCACGACUGACACAACACACCCACACCCACACCCACACAGAGAUCGAGAGGGAUGGAUGGAUGGAUAAUGUCACAAUCAUGCCCACCUAUCGCCCGUAGUGAUGGCGCCCAUGCUCUUCACGCGCCGCGCCACCGUGCUGAUGAAACGGCGCUCACCUGCACCGAACCACACACACACGGACACACACAUAGAUGCCGAUGCGCACACAGGAGCUGUGCUGACCGCCGAACGGCGUGACGAGGAAGUGAAUGAUAGGGGGGUGCAGCUGGUUCGACCUGUGGCACCUGCCCAGCUGCUGCAAGGCCUUCUCGGCACUCCUGCACACACACACAGCCGUCCAUGUGUGUGUGUGUGUGGCGGGGGGGGGGCAACGUGUUGUGUGUACCAGAAUACUUCUAUGGGAAUCAUCAGCCGCUUCUUCGGCGCACUGCUGCCGGACCUGCCCUUCUCGGCGUGCAGGGAAAUACCUGCACACACCAACACACACACACAUAUACACACACAGAUACACACAAAUGCACGCAUCUCUCUCUCUCUCUCUGUGUAUGUGUGUAUGUGUGUGUGUUGAUGUGUGUUACCGGCCGAGGCUGCCUCAGUGAUGAUGGCAACUCUCUUUCUGUUGGUCUGAAAGUAGGCCUGCUCCGUUAGAUUCACCCGGUCGGCAGGCACCGCCUACACACACACACACAGAGAGAGAGAGAGAGCGCGGAUGGGUGGCUGCGUGUGGGUGCCGGUGUAUGUCACCUCUAAGCCAGUGUUGCGCUCGACGUAUUCGAAUUUCGUGCCGCGACGCUCCUGACACACAUCCAGCCCACACAGAUGGAUGGAUGCUUGAAUGGAUGCCUAUAGAUGCUUACGAGCCUCUUCUGACGUCCACUCAGCUCCGCCGCUUUUGGGGGGCCGCCCAGCUGUUUGAUAGACACACGCACAAACAGAGAGAGAGAAAGAGAGAGAGGGAGAGAGAGAGAUGCGACUUGGCUGACUUACCUCGUCAAUGAGGCUGUCGAGUACAUUGCGUGGAAACAGCUUGUCCUGCUCGAAGCGCGCCACACGCGCCUUCAACUCGGACAGCUGCACACACACAAACACACACAGUGCAUUCAUCCACACACACACUUGAUGCCUUUAUGUGUGUGUGUGUGGCCGACCGAUUGCUGGAGGUCCUCGAUGGGCUUGCCCCUCUUGUCACACGUCGGGAAGUGGUUGUCCAGCAGGUGCUUCACCGAGAGAUGCCUGCACCCACCCCCCACACACACAUAUACCGGGGGAGGGGGGAGGGGGAGGGGCGCUCACACACUCACAUGCUCGACAGCAGCUGCUCCGUCUGCUUGUUGUCUCUGUCUUUCAUCUCGUCGGCGCUGCGGGCCUCACCCGUCGACCAAAGGCUGCACACACACACACACACACAUCUCCCUCCCUCCUGCCCUCUCUGUCUGUUGUGCUCACUCACCAAAUGACGACACUCAUAUCGUUUUCUAGGGCCUCCUUCGCCAUGCUCACUGCAGUCGGCACCUUGGCCGCCACACACAGCUGACCGAAAAACCGCUGCGCAGUGGCCGACACCU